AUGUACAUGAAUAUUGCUUUUAUCGUGAGUUUGAUAAAUGUUGUUAUUUGUGAACACACUGAAGCUGAAGAUGACAUUCCUGUAAAUGUGCAUCGUCCAAGGCAAUUGUCUUCCUACGCAUAUAACCAUCCACCAUUUUACGAUGUCCCCAAUUCUCAUAAUAUUAAAGUGAGGCAGAGCAAGUGGACAGCAGAAAAUAUGGGCAAUACUGCAGCAGAGGAUAAAGACAAAAAUCUUCAAAUACCAGUCACUGUUAUUUAUGAUAACGUUACAAAUGAUAAUGUGAAAUCACAUCCGACAGAAAACAAAAACAAGAAGCGUAAACUACGACGACGACCAGGAGCGGACAAGAAACAGCCUGUUUCUUUAGCACAAGGAGAACGCAUGGAAAUUGUGAAAGAAGUGAUCAUUGGUACUACAUCUAAGCCGACCACCAUUCGGGCCACGAUACCACCUAACAGUGACGUCACAAUCUUUCCGAAAAGGCCCAUCGAAGAUAGCAGAAGAUAUGCGCUACAGAAACAGUCAAGGUCUCGUCCACCAGUCGUUAAAAUUCUAGAAGAGAAGAACUUUGUGUAUGCGCAUAAUGGGAACUUUCAUUAUAGUUACGAUUCAGCUGACGGUACGAAAGUCUCCAGCAGAGGAGAACUGUUGAAAAAUGAUAAAAAUGAAGGCACAGGGGAAGCUGUAGUAGGAAGUGUUUCAUACAAGGAUGACGAUGGACAUGAUUUUAACCUAUCUUAUACUGCUGAUGAAAACGGUUACCGCCCAGUAGGAGAUCAUCUGCCCACCCCACCACCCAUUCCGCCCGCAAUCGCCCGCGCCCUAAAAUAUCUGGCUACCAAGACGCCUGAAGAAACAACUGGCAAGCCAGGGAAAGGAAAUGAUUACAAUUAA
Molecule: messenger RNA, 897 nt
Organism: Leptosia nina
Lineage: Eukaryota; Metazoa; Arthropoda; Insecta; Lepidoptera; Pieridae
Source: the annotation of a GenBank genome assembly